GCCCCUUGGCGGCUCCACCUGCGGCCCGGCCCCGAGCCCUCCCACCCCCCUUCCCAGCCUCCUUCCCUGCGCCGCGGGUCGGAGGAGGCUGCUGGGAGCGCAGGGAAGGCGGGGAGGAGAAAGGAGGUCACAGCUCCGAAGGAUCUGUAUGGCUCUGUUGUGCUGAAACACAGAGGAAGCCACAAAGUUGGUGAAGGGACAUCUUUUUGUACGUGUUCUAUCGAAAGGGCUGCCACAUGCGGUGCAGAUAUUUAAUCUUCUUCCUACUUUUAGGAAGCUGAUUUCUACUUGCCAGUGGAGGCAGACAGUUUUGAAGAUGGGCAAGGUUUGCGCCAUUUUUGGAGGAUCCCGAGGAAUAGGAAAAGCUGUUGCAGAAUUACUGGCACAGAAAGGCUGCCGCCUGGCGAUUAUUGCUAGAAAUCUGGAAGUAGCCCAAACCACUGCACGUAGUCUUGGUGCAGGACAUUUGGCACUAAGCUGUGAUGUAUCCAGUGAACAAGAAGUCCAAAAUGCUUUUGAGGAGAUGCAGAGGAAAUUAGGUCCUAUUAACUACUUGGUUAAUGCAGCUGGGAUCAACAGGGAUGGUUUGUUACUGAGAACGAAAACUGAAGAUAUGAUAACCCAGAUUCACACCAACCUUUUGGGAACAAUGUUGACAUGCAAAGCUGCUGUAAAAAGCAUGAUUCAACAUCAGCAAGGAGGUGCUAUUGUCAAUAUAGGAAGCGUUGUAGGACUUAAAGGCAACUCUGGUCAAAGUGUAUACAGUGCUAGCAAAGCAGGAUUAGUUGGAUUUUCACGCUCUCUUGCUAAAGAAGUAGCAAAAAAGCAAAUUCGAGUCAACGUGGUUGCUCCAGGCUUCAUUCGCACAGAGAUGACUGCUCAUUUGAAAGAAGAUGAGUUGAAGAAAGCAAUUCUCCUUGGACGAUUUGGAGAGCCUUGUGAAGUUGCGCAAGCUGUUUUCUUUCUUCUAGAGUCCCCUUAUGUUACAGGGAGUACUCUAGUUGUAGAUGGAGGCUUGCAACUUAUGACUUAAAUACUAUUUUGCAUGAAGUACCUGCUUAAAUGUCACGAUAGUAAUAUAUAAAUAGAUACUAAUUAAAGGAGAGGUGGUGGAAAUUAAUUGAGGAUUCAUGUAUGCAAAUGGCUUGGUAUUAUUUAGUCAGAGGAGAAAUUCAGCAGUGGCAAAGUGCAGUGUGUUAUGUUUAGACACCUGAAAGAGUCCAUUGCAUAUAAUGAAGUCUGUGUAUGUAACAGUUUGAAAAAGACCUGGUUUUGUGAUGGUGAUAGUUCUAAAUGACAUGCUGGUACAUUUUUAAAGCACUGUAUUUUUAUAAAGUAAUGUUUUCCAACUUGGGAUAAAGUGGAGAUUUUAUUCAAAUGAUCACAUUACACAAAGGUUAAUAAAGUGUGGAGCCAUGUUGAUUGGUUGGCAGGUGUGAUUGCAACAAGUUUUUCAUGUAAGGCGAAGACUGUGAACUGUGUAAUGUCUUUAUUCUUAUCAGUUAGUCACUACAAAGUGGCAAGGAGUUUCCUUUGGGUUUGUUUUGUUUGUGUCUAACACUACAAAGUUAGGAGCUUCUAGAUCUUCAGCACACCUGAAUUGCCUUUAGGAGGUUUAAUUAUACGCAAUGUGGUUUUGGAAAGACAAAGCCUGCUCAGUUCCCUUCUUGAAUUAACUCCUUUAAUCCAGUAGCACUUGCAUGCAUAUGUUGAAGUGUUGAUUGGUCACGGGAGUUGCUAAUUCUGUAAUAUUCUGAGUCUGAGCGGCACAUACAAUGAUGAACAGUACCAUUGUGAGCCUUGCUAAAAGGUAAGGAGAACAUUUUCACUGACUCAGUAGAUGUUCAGAAAACACCUGUCACUUCCAGAGUGUGAAGUCAAGGUAUAUUGCUCUAUUGAACACUCAGUUCAACUGUGUUAUGUUGAUGCUCUUUGAUUCGUAUGUAUAAUCAAUAAGAUAGCCAUUUAUUUUUUUCAGAGCAGCAUUUGAAGCAGAGUAAUUAUUCAGCUCUGUAAACUAUCCUAUGUGUUCCUCUCUUGCUAAAAAAUUACCAAACGAUUUGACCUCAGGCUUUUCUAUUGAGAUCAAGUAAUUUUUGGUAAUUGAUGUUUUUGUCAUUUUCAAAGAAAAGUAUGGAUGUGGCUUAGGACCUUCACUACUUAGCUCCAGUGUUCAUUGCAUCAUGAUCCAGGUGUUGAUUCAGCUUUUGAAAUUACUUCCCGUCUUGGCACAAACUGAAGUACAGAAUGAAGAGAUUUCACCAAUGAUAACUUUGAAUCUUUAAAGCCUGAAAUUUUCUUCAUUUGUGCAGCUGAGAAAUUUUGUCUUUAUGCCAGAAAACAGUGCAUGUUCAAGCUUCUCAUAGGUACAUAUUGAAAAAUAAUACAGUGAACUAUUGUAUAUUCAGGGGAUUUUACAGUUUGUUGUGUUCCUCACGUUGGAAUAUGAAAUGCCACUAAAGGUAGUCCUUUCAGGAAUCCUUAUCUUACUGUGAUUUCUCUGUGGAGAGGUGGUGGUCAUUGCUGUGAGAAGUUACACAUCAUAUGUAUAUUUGCACCAGAAAUAUAAUAGCUCAUUAUGUUUCUCUUUGAUAGGAAUUGGCCGGAGAAUAAAUGAUUUUUUUUCCAAGGGCACUGAAGAAGAGGAAGAACAGCUGGUACUGCCAUUUUUACUAGUCAAGUAGUAAUAUGUCAGUAACUUGGCUGCUGCCCAUACCUGUCCUUACUAUUUUGCAGGCAAAGCCUAUGUGACAUAUCUUGACCAGGAGCCAAAACUAAGAGACUAAAAAUAAUUUCCUCUUAGUGAGUUCCGACCUUAAUUAUUAUUAUUUCUUAUUUUAUUGAGCAAAGGAACUGUUAAGUGUUAGCUAUGGCACUUUUUAGUUUUUAUUUAUGAUUAAAACCGGGAAUAACGCCCUCAGAUGAAUCUCAGGAUGCUGCUAAGUAACUUUUUUUAAAACGUUGUAAUACAAUGUUUUUGCUGUUGCUAUAGGACUAGGCUGAAGUGUUGGUAGCCUUGAAGUCAUACUUUUAAAAGACCUUUUUUUACCCUUUUCUUCAAACUGGUGAAUUAGAACUGAAAACUAGUUAAAAACAGUAAUCCAUUUCAGCAUUUACUGUGUAUGUGCACUCUAAGAAGGACUAUCUGUCAGACUAGGGUUCAGUCUGGCCUGGUGUGAUGCCUUGGACAGCAGAAGCAGCAAAUAUGUAACGUAGGUAGCAGAUCAAGUGUAGGGUGAUGCCUCCUUAGGAGACUUCUGUACCUCCAGCAAUUUGUGAUUGAUAUGUUUGCAUCUGCCAUUUGAUACCUCUGGUUGAAGCCUGUGAGUUCUUACUAUUCAAUGAUGCGUCACAACAACCCUCUUGUGAUUUCUCUACAUUGCUCUUGAAUUUGUUGAUCUCCAUCGAAUCCUGCCUGCCUCAGUUGUUUCUGUUUCAAACUGAAAAGUCAUAUUUGUUUUAGUUGCUUGUUGCUGGAAAGCUCUUUUGUGUCUUAAGUCAUCUUUGUUGUCAUUUGCUUUUUUAGUUUCUUAAGGAGGAAGGAGCAGGUGGAAGAGCUCAUGGUAUUCACUGUGGAUUUAUCUAAAAAAAAAAAAACCACCCAGAAUGUUUUGUGUUUUGUUUUAUAUUACUUCCAGAAGUAAUGCCUAAUUUUUCUGCCUUUUCCUCACCUUUACAUUUAGGUUUUCAGGUGUUACAUAAGAACAAUAACUCAGUCCUGAAAUCAACAAUCAUCUUGGAGCCCAUUUCUUUUUAUAUUUAUUUAAGACUGAUUUUUUUUUUCUUCCCCCCCCCCUCAGUUUGAAUUGCUCUCAUUUAUCUACAGGGAUUUCAGUCUGCUGGUUUUAACGCCAUUUCCUUAGUGAAAUUAUUCUGUAGCUUUUCAUUUAAUCCCCUCAUUCCUUUAUUAUUUUGAGUAACUCAGCAUUAUUGGAAUAACAGAAAUUGCUGUCUCGGAAUUCUUAUGUGUGGAUUGUAAUUUGCUAGCCCCAACACAGGUGCCUGUGGUUUUCUCUUGGCAAUCCAUGUCCUUAGGAAAGAACAGCUGUCAUUUCAUACCCUUUCUCUUCUAUCUUUACAUAAUUUACUGAUAUGACAGCUUCUCUUAGCAACACAGACAGCAUCUUUAAUGGCUUUUGGCAAGGAAAUGGUUCAGAUGCUCUUUAGAAUUUCAAUCAUGCUCUAUUAGGUCUCCUUACUCUCAUCUGUUUUUAAUCUUUAGAAGAACUCUAAAACCUUUAUCAAACACAGCUUAGAUUUGAAAAAGCAAUGCGGACUUCCCUUAGUGUGUUUAUCUGGUUGUUUUCAUGUCUUUAGAACAAUUUCUGGCAGUUUGCUAUGUACAGAAAAGUACAGUUAGUCUGCAAAUCCAUCCCUGGACCGCUCUGGAAUCUCUUCUUAAAAAAGCAAGUGAUCCUUCCACCCACAAAACUCCCAAAAGCUGUCACUCUGCCAGCUUCCAGUCAUUUGAUAAUGAGGCAAUUUUAAUUUUAACACAGAAGUUUCACACUGCAAUUGCCUAAUUUCCUUUAGUAUUAGGGGAAUUAGGGUAUGGCAGCCCCCAGCCCCAGCAUUUGUCACUCUUCCCUCUGUAACGUCUUAUAAUGUUUAGCUCUGAGGGAUAAAACCUUCACGGAGUUGUGUGUAGAUGUUCUGCUCAAGUUCCUGCAUGGCCAAAAACUGAUUUUGGGUUUUCUUUAGAGGUUGGGGCCUUGUUUUUUUUUUUUCUGUGGCCUUACCACUUUCCUUUUCAUUUUGAAUCAUCUGCUGCUUCUAGUCAGGCACGGUACCUUUUGUCUGUAUGCACUUCUGUAAACUGUUCCUCUCCAUGCUCUGAUCUGCCUGGAAAUUUUGCAUUCAGUGAUGGAUUCCAUUUGACUGCUAAAGCUAGACUGCUGUUUUUACAAAGGUUUACUUAAUUCUAGUAGCUCUUAAUCUAUGUCAGCUUCCCCCUCCCCACAAAGAAGGUUUAAUUUGGCAUGUGUACUUAAAGUCUGAGCAUACUGAAGUUUAGUGCAUCAAAUCAUAUGUUAUCAUCAGGCAUUGAAUCUUAAUUUUUUUGAUUUGAUUUUUAGCGUAUUUCCUUAACGUUGCUCCUUUUUUGUGGAAGUCUCAGUAGUGGGCUGUUGUUUUUGUUAGUAAACUUGGCUGGUAUUCUUGCAGAAGUAAAAGUUACCGUCACAAAGCCGUCUUGGAAAACAGCAUUUUGACUCAGGCCUUGCAAGCUCCUUGGGAGCCCAGCCAGAGUUGGUGUCUCUGGUUGGGUGCAUGAAAAACAUACCUUAACAAAAAAAUGGGCUCUUAACAUCUUCAGUAUGACAUUUAUCCAAUAUGUUGAUAAGGGCUGUCUUUCAUUACAUUUACAUUGCUGCCCUUAUAGUCCUUGGAUGUCAUAGCUACUACCAUCAUCUUAAGUGUGUUGGUAAGAAUAUUGUCUAACAAUAGAUUUUACCUUACUAGGCCUGGAAAUUCAAUCUGUAUUUGAUUUGAUGAGCUAAUAUAUUGAUAACUAGUUUGGUGACUUUCCUAUGUAUUUUGUAUUAAUAUUGUUCUUAUUUGUCUUGCUGCCAUUAUAUUUCUGGUAUGCCUGCUAUGUCACUGUCCUUGAUUAAAAACAGAUGUUUGGGUUUUACA
Cuculus canorus (common cuckoo) is the source of this 5634-nucleotide messenger RNA. RefSeq names its product carbonyl reductase 4 (gene CBR4). Gene Ontology annotation, biological process: fatty acid biosynthetic process. The record is from RefSeq and is a predicted model, not a curated record. Lineage: Eukaryota; Metazoa; Chordata; Aves; Cuculiformes; Cuculidae. Bases 317 to 1033 code for a protein of 238 amino acids. The transcript is spliced from 8 exons. Gene Ontology annotation, molecular function: quinone binding; oxidoreductase activity, acting on the CH-OH group of donors, NAD or NADP as acceptor.